AUGUUAACAAAACUUCCUAAAAAAGUUUUUUCAACCUCUCCAAUAUUUAUUAAAAGAGGUACAAUUAUAAACCACGACUGCAAAUUCGAAGGUGAUGUCUAACUUCUUAAUGGAAAAAUACUAAAAAUCGGUACACCUGGCACCCUUUAACCCCUUUCGAAUUCCCAAAUAAUUGACGCUAAUAAUAAAUACGUAAUCCCGGGAGGAAUAGAAACUCAUUCUCAUUUAUAAAUGCCUUUCAUGGGUACAGUAUCAUAAGAUUGUUUUGACACCGGAACUCGUGCUACAGCGGCUGGCGGGACUACAUUUUUAUUAGAUUUUAUAGUUCCUAAACCUAAGUAGUCUCUUUUAUAAGCUUACGAAUAAUGGAGAAAAUGGGCUGAUCCAAAAGUACAUCAUGAUUUCGGUUUUCAUUGUUGUAUUACUUGGUGGGGAGAUUAAGUAUACAAAGAAAUGGAAGAAUUAAUUAAAUUGGGGGUAGUUAGUUUUAAAUUUUUUUUAGCUUAUAAAAAUUCUUUAAUGGUUACUGAUGAAGAAAUGAUUAAAUGUUUAGAAAGAUGUAAAGAAUUAGGUGCUUUAUCUAUGGUUCAUGCUGAAAAUGGACACUUAGUUGACCAUUUAUAGAAUAAAAUAUUAAAUGCAGGUGUUACAGGCCCUGAAGGUCAUUAUUUGUCAAGAAGUAAAGAAGUUGAGGCCGAAGCAACUCAUAGAGCAAUUGUUUUCGCAAAUGAAUUGUCUACUCCUUUAUAUGUAGUACAUUUGAUGGGUACAGAAGCUGCUGAGGAGGUAAUUAGGGCCAGAUAGAAAGGUUUCCCCAUUUUCGGAGAAACUUUAGCCUCUACAUUGGGUAUUGAUGGGAGAAAAUACUGGGAUAAAAACUGGGAUGUAGCUGCCGGAGCAGUUAUGUCACCUUCUCUUUCCCCUGAUCCUGAAUGUAAGGUAAAAAUGAUGAAAUAUCUAGCUAUGGGAGCCAUUCAUACAGUCGGAACAGACAAUUGCACAUUCUCCUAGGCUUAGAAAAGGGUAGGAAAAAACGAUUUUACUAAAAUACCAAACGGAUGUAAUGGUUUAGAAGAUAGAAUGUCCAUAGUAUGGAAUAAUGGAGUUAGAAGUGGUAUUUUAAGUCCCAUGGACUUCGUUAGAGUAACAAGUACUGCUGGAGCUUAAAUUUUUAAUGUCUAUCCGUAAAAAGGAAGAAUAUAAGAAGGAAGUGAUGCAGAUUUAGUUGUUUGGGAUCCGGAAGCUUAGCAUACUAUUUCUCAUAAACAUCACCAUCAUGCACAUGACCAUAAUGUUUUUGAAGGACUCAGUAUAUAAGGGAGAGCUAGUACUACUAUUGCAGGAGGAAAUAUAUUAUGGGAUAAUGGCAUUUUUUACCCAAAAGGAGGAAAGGGGAAGUUUGUGGAAAGAAAGCCUUUUGGAUUUCCAUAUGAGAGGAUGAAAUUUUUGGAUGAGGAAAGAGAUUAUAAAAAAUAAAUUGUUGAUAGAACUAAUUAAGUAGAUGUUAAUAUGGAAGAAAAGUUAACUAGUUUAUAAAAAGAACUUAAUAUAGCCAAAUCUACUAUUUCUCAUUUGUAGAAAUAACUUGAAAACUCUAAUAAUAAUAAUAUUAAUAAUUCUUCUAAUUUCUAAUAUGGAGAACUUAUUUCUGUUGAAAAAGCUAUUAAUGAAUACUUACCUGAAAAAGAGAAGAAAGAAGUUCUCAAAAUCUUAUAUGGAGCAAAUUGUGAUCCUCAAAAAAUAAACAAUAUAGCUUUAAAUCUUUCCAAAACUCACAAUUUCGAACUCGCUGAAUAUAAAAUUGGUGCCCAAACAGAAUAAGCCCGUCUUCCCCGCCGAGUUAAAAUCGGUGCUGUUUAAAAUAUAUAUAAAGCAUAAACUACAGACCCUAUAUUAGCCUAAAGAAAUGCCAUUCAUGAAUAUAAUAAGAAUAUUUUAGAAGCCGCCUAUCACUGUGGUGUCAAUGUAAUUUGUUUUUAAGAACUUUGGACUUGCCCCUUUUUUGUAGCCACUAGGGAAAAAUACCCAUGGGUAGAAUUAGCUGAAUCUGCCGAAUUCGGGCCUACUACAUUAAUGUUAUAAGAUAUGGCAAAAAAAUACAAUAUGGUAAUAGUUAGUUCUAUAUUAGAAAGAGAUGAUGAAAGAGGAGUGAUAUUUAAUACUGCAGUAGUGAUUUCUAAUAAAGGAAAAUAUAUGGGCAAACAUAGAAAAAAUCACAUACCUAGAGUAGGUGAUUUUAACGAAAGUACUUACUAUAUGGAAGGAAAUACUGGACAUCCAGUUUUUGCAACCGAAUUCGGAAAAAUAGCAAUCAAUAUAUGCUAUGAUAGACACCAUCCUUUAAGCUGGUAAUAAUUCGGUCUAAAUGGAGCUGAAAUUGUAUUUAAUCCAUCUGCAACUGUUGGCGGUUUAAGUGAACCUAUGUGGCCUAUAGAGGCUAGAAAUGCGGCUAUUGCAAAUCAUUAUUUCACAGUAGCAAUCAAUAGAGUAGGAACAGAAUAAUUCCCGAACAAAUUUACUUCUGGAGAUGGAAAAAAUGCUCAUAAUGAUUUUGGACAUUUCUAUGGGUCAAGUUAUGUAGCGGCGCCUGAUGGUACAAGAACACCGGGAUUGUCAAGAACUUAAGAUGGAUUACUAGUAGUGGAUAUUGAUCUUAAUCUAUGUUAAUAAAUAAAAGAUAAAUGGGGAUUUACUAUGACUGGAAGACAUGACUAUUAUGCUGAAAAAUUAAAUGAAUAUGUUUUAAAAGGAUUUAAGUAAUAAUUGAUUAGAGAUAUUUGAUUUAAAAAUAGAAAGAAAAAUAAAAUAAAAUUUAUAUAUAUAUAUAUAUGAAAAUUUAAUUAAAUACUAUUAUUUUAUAUUAAUUUUAAAAUAAAAUAUAUAUUUAUAAUU
Messenger RNA from Ichthyophthirius multifiliis, 2892 nucleotides. RefSeq lists its product as hypothetical. The record is from RefSeq and is a predicted model, not a curated record. Gene Ontology annotation, molecular function: dihydropyrimidinase activity. The transcript has 2 exons. Gene Ontology annotation, biological process: pyrimidine nucleobase catabolic process. Lineage: Eukaryota; Ciliophora; Oligohymenophorea; Hymenostomatida. Gene Ontology annotation, cellular component: cytoplasm; cytosol.